AUGAAGGACGCCCGUGAGCUGUUCAGGUGGAAAGACGAUCAGAAGGCGCUGGCAAUACGGCUAUGGCUUUCGCUGGACGACGGCAAUACAGCUGCGCAGACAGACGCGCUACUCAACUCGCUGGCUUCGUUUAUUCUCACAGGCUACGGCACCGAUGAGUUUUCGAGUAGUUUGGUGCAGUAUCUGGCUAUGCUAGGCAUAGAUACACAGACAAACCGCUUGCGUACUGCAAAGAAUUUCUUGUACAUGCUUGCUGGCGUGGUCUACUGCGUGCGAGUACUAGCAGUAGAAAAGGUGUUGCCCGCAGUUGAGCGUGAGGAUCAGACUGAAGAGGACAUGGAGCAGUUUUUAGAUAUGCGAAAGAAGUAUCUGGCAGACGGCUCGUUCAGCCCGAUAAGUGCUAUGAUUAGUCUGCUUGCAUAUGGCAAGCAUGCGGCACUCAAUGAAGGUAAUGCUGGCAACGCGCACUGGUCGAAUGACAAGAAGAUCUUUUAUCUCAGCGGCCGGCCGAUUGUCAUUGAGCGUUUCCGCAAAAUGGCUUAG
Messenger RNA from Exserohilum turcica Et28A, 543 nucleotides. RefSeq lists its product as uncharacterized. The record is from RefSeq and is a predicted model, not a curated record. NCBI's taxonomy places the organism in Eukaryota, Fungi, Ascomycota, Dothideomycetes, Pleosporales, Pleosporaceae. The transcript has a single exon. The coding region runs from base 1 to 543 and encodes 180 amino acids.